This is a messenger RNA of Miscanthus lutarioriparius, 495 nucleotides long. The record is from the annotation of a GenBank genome assembly. Lineage: Eukaryota; Viridiplantae; Streptophyta; Magnoliopsida; Poales; Poaceae.
AUGGAGCUGCUUGUUAUAUUCACCGGCAUAAUAUCUCUAUCGGGCGGGGUAACACCACCCACCAAAAAUCCCCUUCAUGGGUUGCUAGUGGUGAAAACGGGCGAGGUGAACUUGAUCUCAGGAAAUCGAGCGUUGGAGGACGAAUGUUACUCACCAUUCACAUACAUAGUGCCUUUUAGGAUUAGGAUUCGGAACGUUGUUUCCGUAGAGGAUUUCGCAGUGCCUGAUACUAAGGUCAUAUACGCAGCAGUUGGAUCCGAGGAGCAGUUUAUCGAAGAAAGGGAUCAGCCUGCUAAACAACAACAUCUCAUUUCCCAUGAUGAACACAUUGAAUCUGUUCAAGUAGAUAAUUCUGAUUCGGAUGAGGAUGAUCGUCUAAUCGGACCCGCCCCUUCCUUUUUCUUUGUCGCUAUUGCGAAUCCGAGGAUAGAACCUUUUUCUCGAAGUAGAGAUGGGGCGCAAUCGAAGUUGCCGUUGAAAACCUUACCGUUGUAG